Lepus europaeus (European hare) is the source of this 5887-nucleotide messenger RNA. Its product is annotated as serine/threonine-protein kinase ULK1-like. Gene Ontology annotation, molecular function: ATP binding; protein serine/threonine kinase activity. The record is from RefSeq and is a predicted model, not a curated record. Bases 1028 to 4198 code for a protein of 1056 amino acids. Gene Ontology annotation, biological process: autophagosome organization; autophagy; protein autophosphorylation. Lineage: Eukaryota; Metazoa; Chordata; Mammalia; Lagomorpha; Leporidae. The transcript is spliced from 25 exons. Gene Ontology annotation, cellular component: autophagosome; cytoplasm.
CUCCCAGCCUCCCUGCCAAACCACUCUCUGUGAGGUUGCAGCCCUGCCACCUACUCACCUGGCAGGGCCCAGGCAUGCAGCCGUGCAGGGUGGAGGCUUGUCGAGUUCUCAGGGACUGGUCACUCGGCAGCUCCAUGUCCAUCUACCCGGAGCAUCUCUGACGCAGGCCUGGGCUUCCUAGGACUGUGGGCUGAGCUGGCGUUGGGGUCCUCUGUCCUGCCAGGGUGAGGGGAUGGGCUGAGUGACAGCAAGCAAGGACCCUGGGGCCACUUUGCCGAGGAGUGUGGUGGGAGGGGCAGGUCUCUGGGCUCCUGGCUGUGGGCCCUGCCUGGCUGCUGGGUGGAGCUCCCCUGUAGCUCCUGGUGGCUCAUGGCCACUGCCUGGAGACAGUCUGGGGUGUUUGGGUCCAGCCCCGCCCAGAGUCACCUUGGAGCUGACUAGAGGAAGAGGGGCCUGGGAUGGGCUUCCUCCUCCUGUCCCCAAGGGUGAGCGUGUGCUCUGCACUCCUGGGGGUGAGGGGACCUUGCUCCCCGGCUGGGACAUCCCCACCUGGAGGUGGAACACAGGGUGCCAGCCUUGACUCGGCACCCACAUCUGUGAAGUGGGGUGAGGAAGGCUUGCCUGGUUAUGUGGGUGAGGGACGCGCUACGGGGAAGUCCCUGCUUCCAGCUGGCUCGGGUGCAGGCCACGCCCACUCGGCAUCCAUAGGCACUCGGAAGCAGUGACUCCCAGAUGAGGGUGUGGUUGGCACCACCUGGGCUGAGCUGUGUUUGAGCCCAGGGCUGGUAGGACGCUGCCCUGGCCCUGCUGGCCCAGCAGCGCUGGGGGCGUUAGGGCCCAGGGGCCACAUCCAAGCUCCACGAGGCCUGUCAGGGAGGCUGGAUGCCUCUGUAAUCUGUGGUUCCGGUUCCGGUUCUGGUUCUGGAGCUGGAAUGGAGCAGUUCCCGCUGCCUGAGGGUCGAGCCUAUCACACACCUGAACCCCUCCUGCUGGCUGGUCACCUGGGCCAGGAGUUGUGACAGCUAGGAUGGAGGCCCCACCCUGCGAGGCCCGCUGGCUCCAGCCCACCCCGUUGGUCUCUGGUCCUGCCCCUCAAGCCCGUUUUCCAAAUAGCCACAAGACACAGCAAACGCCACCUCCAGAGCGCACUGUGUCUCACGUGGGCUGCCUCCCGGCUGUGGGGCAGGCAAGCUCAGCACCAUGGGCUGGCGGCCUGGCUUUGUCUACUCCCCGGGUGGUGCCCAGCGGGAGCCGGAGGCACUUCCGCCUCUUACAGCCCUUCUCUGACCUGCAGGAAAUGGCCAACUCCGUCUACCUGGUCAUGGAGUACUGUAAUGGCGGGGACCUGGCUGACUACCUGCACACCAUGCGGACGCUGAGCGAGGACACCAUCCGGCUGUUCCUGCAGCAGAUCGCCGGCGCCAUGCGGCUGCUGCACAGCAAAGGCAUCAUCCACCGCGACCUGAAGCCCCAGAACAUCCUGCUGUCCAACCCCGGGGGGCGCCGUGCCAACCCCAACAACAUCCGCGUCAAGAUCGCUGACUUCGGGUUCGCGCGCUACCUCCAGAGCAACAUGAUGGCGGCCACGCUCUGCGGCUCCCCCAUGUACAUGGCCCCGGAGGUGAUCAUGUCCCAGCACUACGACGGGAAGGCAGACCUGUGGAGCAUUGGCACCAUCGUUUACCAGUGCCUGACGGGGAAGGCGCCCUUCCAGGCCAGCAGCCCCCAGGACCUCCGCCUGUUCUACGAGAAGAACAAGACGCUGGUCCCCACCAUCCCCCGCGAGACCUCAGCCCCCCUCAGGCAGCUGCUCCUGGCCCUGCUGCAGCGCAACCAUAGAGAACGCAUGGACUUCGAUGAGUUCUUCCGUCACCCUUUCCUCGACGCCAGCGCCUCGGUCAAGAAGUCCCCGCCCGUGCCUGUGCCCUCGUACCCGAGCUCAGGGUCUGGCAGCAGCUCCAGCAGCAGCUCCACCUCCCAUCUGGCUUCCCCACCGUCCCUGGGGGAGAUGCCCCCGCUACAGAAGACGCUCACCUCCCCGGCCGCGGCCGCCGGCUUCCUGCACGGCUCGCGAGAUUCAGGCGGCAGCAGCAAGGACUCCUGCGACACGGACGACUUCGUCAUGGUCCCCGCCCAGUUUCCAGGUGACCUGGUGGCUGAGGCGGCUGGUGCCAAGCCCCUGCCGGACAGCCUGCUGUACAGUGGGAGCUCGCUGGUGGCCUCUGCUGGCCUGGACAGCCACGGCCGGACUCCUUCUCCAUCCCCCCCAUGCAGCAGCACCCCCAGCCCCUCAGGCCGGGCUGGCCCGUUCGCCAGCAGCAGGUGUGGUGCCUCUGUCCCCAUCCCAGUGCCUACUCAGGUGCACAACUACCAGCGCAUCGAGCAGAACCUGCAGUCCCCCACCCAGCACCAGACACCCCGGUCCUCCUCCAGGUCUCCUGCCAUUCGCAGGUCAGGCAGCACCAGCCCUCUGAGCUUGGCCAGGGCCAGCCCCUCGCCCCCAGCCCACGCCGACGGAGCCCUCCUGGCCAGGAAGUUGUCCCUGGGUGGGGGCCGACCCUACACACCGUCUCCGCAAGUCGGAGCCAUCCCUGAGCGGCUGGGCUGGAGCAGGGCUCCCUCCCCACAAGCAGCUGAGAUGCGGACUGGCAGGUCCCCGCGUCCAGGCUCCUCUGCUCCCGAGCACUCGCCCCGCUCCACCGGCCUGGGCUAUCGCCUGCACAGCGCCCCCAACCUGUCUGACCUGCACGUCGUCCGCCCCAAGCUGCCCAAGCCACCCACGGACCCGCUGGGCAUGGCCUUCAGCCCCCCGCAGGCCAGCCCUCCCCAGCCGUCCCACGGUCUGCAGUCCUGCCGGCCCCUGCGCGGCUCGCCCAAGCUGCCCGACUUCCUGCAGAGGAACCCCUUGCCCCCCAUCCUGGGCUCCCCCACCAAGGCCAUGCCCUCCUUCGACUUCCCCAAGACCCCCAGCUCCCAGAACCUGCUGACCCUCCUGGCCCGGCAGGGCGUGGUGAUGACGCCCCCACGGAACCGGACACUGCCCGACCUCUCAGAGGUGGGGCCCUUCCAGGGGCAGCAGCUGGGCCCUGGCCUGCGGCCCACAGAGGAUGCCAGGGGCCCCGUCGGCCGGUCCUUCAGCACCAGCCGCCUCACCGACCUGCUGCUCAGGGCAGCGUUUGGGACGCAGGCCUCGGACUGGGGCAGCACAGACAGCCUGCAGGAGAAGCCCAUGGACACUGCGCCCUCUGCUGGCUUCGGAGGGAACCUGCACCCAGGAGCUCGUGCUGGCGGGGCCAGCAGCCCGGCGCCGGUGGUAUUCACCGUGGGCUCUCCCCCAAGCGGGACCACGCCGCCCCAGGGCCCACGCACUGCAGCCUUCUCAGUGGGCCCUGCCGGCUCCUCCACGCGCCCCCUGGUGGCCGGGGCCUGCGGCGAGGCUGCUCCAGAACUGCCGGCCCCUGGCCACUGCUGCAGCUUUGCCGACCCCAUUGCCGCCAACCUGGAGGGGGCUGUGACCUUUGAAGCCCCUGACCUCCCUGAGGAGACGCUCAUGGAGCAAGAGCACACGGAGAUCCUGCACGGCCUGCGCUUCACACUGGUCUUCGUCCAGCACGUCCUGGAGAUCGCCGCCCUGAAGGGCAGCGCCAGCGAGGCGGCCGGGGCCCCCGAGUUCCAGCUGCAGGAGAGCAUGGUGGCCGACCAGAUCAGCCUGCUGAGCCGCGAGUGGGGCUUUGCAGAGCAGCUGGUGUUGUACCUGAAGGUGGCCGAGCUGUUGUCUGCUGGCCUGCAGACAGCCAUAGACCAGAUCCGGGCCGGCAAGCUCUGCCUGUCGUCUACCGUGAAGCAAGUGGUGCGCAAGCUGAACGCGCUGUACAAGGCCAGCGUGGUGUCCUGCCAGGGCCUGCGCCUGCGGCUGCAGCGCUUCUUCCUGGACAAGCAGCGACUGCUGGACCGCGUCCACAGCAUCACCGCCGAGAAGCUCAUCUUCAGCCACGCCGUGCAGAUGGUGCAGUCGGCCGCCCUGGACGAGAUGUUCCAGCACCGUGAGGGCUGCGUGCCACGCUACCACAAGGCCCUGCUGCUCCUGGAGGGGCUGCAGCAGCUGCUGUCUGACCAGGCCGACAUCGAGAACAUCGCCAAGUGCAAACUGUGCAUCGAGCGGAGACUCUCGGCUCUGCUGACCGGCAUUGGUGCCUGACCACCCGGAGCCCGGCUAGCUCGCCAUGCCCGAGCCCCGCGGGAUGGGCUCCGUGUGCUGGCUGGACCUGCCGGGACAAGCCUGCCGGCCCCAGGGCUGCUGGAUGGUGCUGAGGCCCCCGACGGAGCCAGAGCGGGAGGCUUCCUGGCCAUGGAGGACUGCGAGUGCUCGGAGCGCUGCUUCCCUCUGUGGCCGGACUCCCGGAACCUUCCCGCCAGGCAGGGGCGCCCGGGGGGCAGGUGGGACACGGGGACCCUGCCACCUGCCAAGACCCCCCGGACAGUUCAAGGCCUUGAGACAGCACCGCUGACUCCAUGCCAAAGAGAGCUUGUCCUCACGGCCUCGCUGCCUGGUCGCUCUGCCCCGGGAGAGGGGCUCGGCCUCCUCUUCUCCAGGACCCCCUCCCUCAGAGACCGCCCGCCCGGCUUUGUCAGUCACCCGAGCACUUUAUGCAGAUGGAGACUGGUCCCACCACACGGACCGAGGGGCAGGAUCUGCUGUCUGGCUGCGGCCUUGCGAGGUGUGUGUCUGCUUCCUCACACGCGUGUGCGUGUGCACGCGGCUCCGUGAGCAAGUGCGGUCCUGGCCCGGGUGCGGUGUGCGGCGGCAGACCGGGUGAAGCUCCGAGCUCCCGCCCUGGCCACGGAGGUCGCCAUCUGCCUUCCCCCAGGCCGUGUCUCAUUUUUUUAAGCUGAUUUUUUCUUUAAAGAAGAAAACUUGCAAACAUUUAAGGCAUUGUUUUUGAAAGGCAGGGACAGGGACAGAGUUGGGCCUUGGCCUUACCGUGGGGGCAGACGGUACUGGCUGCGUGUGUGUGUGUGACUGCGUGUAGGUGCGUGUGUGAGGGCGUGACUGUGGCUGUGUGCACCCGCUGUCCUGCCCAGGGGACACAUUAGGCAGGUGGACAGCACUCAUCCCACAUCUGACAUGGUGGACAGGCACAACACACACACCAACAUGCAAGACCCUCCCCCGCCGAGCUCUAGCUGUCAGAUUGGUGUCAAGAUGCCUGCUCGUCACGGGUCACUGCGGACUGGGGGCAGCCUCGCCCCUCCUGCCAUGGCAGGCAGUCCUUGUUGGAGGGGGUGGGGAGAGGCCCCCUCCAGCUCCCAGGACAGGCACAGGCUGGGGCCUGUGUAGCCUCUGUGGCUCAGCUCUGCCUGAAUCUACUUGAAUGUACCCCGGGGAGUCCACAGGAGGCAGACGUGGGUCCGUGGCACCCAGAGCAAGGUGUUCAGAGGUCACAUGACACAGACACAGAUACACGUGUUUUUCUUUGCAAUACUUGAAAUAUCGCCACUGUGCUUGGACUCAGAAGACAGAAUCCCCGUGCCGCGUCUGUGUUGUCACCGCCCGUGACUCCGUCCCUCCCUGCUGCAUGUCCCACGUUAGUAUUUAUUGCUUUGCGGCUGCCGCAGCCCAGCCUCUGAGAAGCUGGCGCCACGGCUGGGCCCCCGCCUGGCAUCCCGGUGUGCCCUGUCCUGUGGCCGCCCUGUGUGCCCCUGUGUGUGCGUGUGUGUGUCCCAAGUGGGACCUGGGGCCCCAGCCGUGAACGCUGCCUGUGGUUGUGUGGCCUGUUCUCCGAGAGACAGUGCGCCGCCCUCCGUCUGUUUUAAAACAUUUUGUGAGUCCCUUUUUUGUUACAUCGUGUGACGUCAGGUUAAAUGGAAAUAAACCUUUGGAAUUGUU